UUGUUUUCUUGUUGUUAUCGUAUUGAAGACAGACAAUGAGUGACAAUGGCGUCCACUGACGGUCAAAAUGUGCAAGUAAGCGAGAGUCAAAAUGCUGGAGUUCCAGAGAAUGGGACGGCCGGAGGGGAAGGGGACCAACCGCAGCAACAGCAGCAACAGCCCAACAUGUGGCAGAUGGUCAAGGGUAUGGCCUUCCGUAUGUUUGUCAUCUAUAUGAUCAUGAGCUUCUUCAGGGGUAGAUCCAGCACGCCAUCGGACACACCAGCUGAUGAACCAGGCAAAGUGGCCAUGAGGCCGGGCACCAAUCUCUUUGCCACUGGAACUCUCAUGGAUCUAAGAGUAUACAUAUCAGAAGAAGAGACUUUUACAGAGUUUAAUAAUUCUCAGUAUUUAUUCUGGGAGAUUGAAGAAUUAGAGUAUGGCGAUUGGGAAGGUGGCCCCAGUGGCGAUGGAACAUUUGAACUGGAUGCUAAAAUUCAAGCGACAGAGAGCAUGAUGAACAAUGCAUCAAUAUACCUCCAUGUAUUCUUCACAAAAUCAGGGUAUUCUCCAGACCCAAGGCAGAGGGGAAAGUAUGCCAAGAAGUACACAGUGUCGAUCUCAAAAAGAAUUAAUAAAUUCAAGAAGAGGCGUUUCCAGAAGACUAAGAACUUAUUGACAGGAGAGACGGAGGCUGAUCCAGAAGUGAUUAAGAGAGCAGAAGCGGAAGGGCCUAUUGAAAUUCUAUCUCACUGGCAUCCGAAUUUGACAAUCGCCCUUGUGCACGAUCAUUCGCCAUGGAAACAAGGCAGCGUUCCUUCACCCCUGGACAAAAUGAUAAAAUUCCAUCCUUCCGGUGACUAUUAUCCCAUUGUAUUCGUCAAUGACUACUGGAAUCUUAACAGCGAAUACCAGCCAAUCAAUGAAACUACAGAAGAAUUGCCAUUCCGACUGACGUAUACCCCCAUGGGUCUGUUCAAGCUCCAGUUCUACGCAGCACAAACCAUGAGGAAUCAAUGGUCUCUACUUCUUGGAGAGGAACAAGGAAAUGAAGAUGAAGAAGAAGAUGGUCUUAAGAGAGCCAUCUUAGAAACCAACCCUUACCUGCUUGGCAUGACAUUUGUGGUAUCCAUUGUACAUAGCAUCUUUGAGUUCCUGGCAUUCAAGAACGAUAUCCAAUUCUGGAACAGCCGCAAAUCUCUGGAGGGUCUGUCAGUCCGUUCAGUGUUCUUUGGUGUGUUCCAAUCCCUUGUGGUGCUUCUCUACAUCUUAGACAAUGAGACUAACUUUGUAGUCAAGGUCAGUGUGUUCAUCGGGCUCCUCAUUGACUGCUGGAAGAUCACCAAGGUCACCAAUCUCCAGUUUGACAGAGAGAGUUUAAUCCUUGGAUUCAUACCAAAGCUGCAGUUUGCUGAUAAAGACUCCUACACAGAAUCAAGUACAAAGCAGUAUGACAAAAUGGCUUUCAAAUACCUGUCCUGGUUAUUGUUUCCUCUACUGGCUUGUUUUGCCGUCUACUCUCUCUUUUAUCAAGAGCAUAGAGGCUGGUAUUCAUGGGUGCUCAGCAUGCUCUAUGGAUUCUUACUUACAUUUGGUUUUAUCAUGAUGACACCCCAACUCUUCAUUAAUUACAAAAUGAAGUCUAUAGCACAUCUUCCCUGGCGUAUGCUGACCUACAAAGCACUUAACACCUUCAUUGACGAUAUAUUUGCAUUUGUAAUCAAGAUGCCCACCCUCUAUCGCAUUGGUUGCCUAAGAGAUGAUGUCAUCUUCCUUAUCUUCUUAUAUCAACGUUACAUCUAUCCAACCGAUUACAAGCGAGUCAACGAGUUCGGUACGACGGGUGAAAUGCAUGCAGCCGGAGACCAAAAUGCAGCCGUCAAUGGGGGCGCCACGCCUUCUAUCGAAGCCGCAGAGAAGUCGAGUCAGGAGAAGAAAGAAGAUUAAGCAAGGGACCAUAUCUUUCUUUGUUUCUUUGAUGAUGUUGUGAGUGUUCCCCUUUUCCAACGCGUAUGUUUAACAGUUUAAAUGUAAACUUUUGCAAAUUCUUGAAAACCUCCUUGAAGCCAACAGUUAUACAGCAGGGGAGCAUUUCAUGGAUUGAAUUGUCAGUAAUUUUCACUGACUAUUUGUUGUAAGCUACCAAAAUUCUUGCAUCCGAUUGGCUCAAACCAAGUUUGUCAUUGAUUUUCACUGACAAGAUGCUUGAUGAAACAAGGACCUGUACAUAACUCCAUAGCCAUUGAGCUUGCAGCAUUCUUUGAUGAAAUAACACAGUCCAAAUUCCUAGUUUAAAAUUCCUUGUUGAAAAUUAGAAAUUUAAGAUCCAAAUGUCAGCUAGAACGAUGGGUAUGCAUAUCAGAUUUUACUUGAGCAAGGCAAAAAACUGUCUGUGGUAGUAUGCAUGGGUAAAGAGCUGAAUGAAUCUUUCUCUGUCUCUCUAUCUCUAUCUCUCUCUCCUUCCAUCUCUUUUCGACGUCCCCUGUCCAUCACACAACCAAUCGUCAAUAUAUCAAUGAAUGUGGAAUGUCGUAGUUUAUGAGGCUAAUAUGUUCUUUGUUCUACAUAAGUGUGAGUGUGUGCAGGAUCCUUGACUAGUAACUCUCUUUGGCAGCUCACUCUGUAAGCAAUACCGUUUUUCGCUGCCUAUGAACAUUAUAGGCGGCAGAUCCAGCCAUUCACAGUACAUGAAGUAUCAUGCAAUAUUUUAGAGCAUUUUAUCAUUAAAUGUCUUGCCUGAUUGGGUAUUUCUUUGUUGGACAUUGGUAGUAAUCUCUUUACUUGCAUUAAUGUGAUUUUUUUUCGUAAACAAAAUAGGAAUAAUGAAUGUUUGUGAAAAAAGUAAAGAAUUGUACCUGAUUUUACCAAUGUACAUGUAAGUUAUUGUUUAUAUUCAAAGAUGUAUGAAAUGAGUUAUAAGAGAUUAAAUUGAUUGUGUUUUAUCAUGGAUUUGUACAUUUUUAAGCCAUUUAUUGUGGUAUCAAGGCCACUCCAUGGCCCGAAUUCACAAUGGUGGUUUUGAAUAUGUGGAUUCAAAUCAUCUUUUAUGCAGAUAUUUGUUAUCAAUUACACCUAAUUCAUUGUGUAUAUUGAGAAAUCAUCCAGUAAUGAAAGUGUGCUUUAUCUCGGCACUCUACAAUGGUGCUUUUUAAUGAGUCAACUGUUUGUUGGGAUUAAGUUACAUAAACAUGUAACUUAUAAAUACAGUAAUUUUAGUGACAAGCGUCAAUUUAGCUUAGGUGGCAUGUAUGAAUUCAUUUUUGGACGUAUCAAUGUAGGUGCUGAAAUUUGGGUAAUGGAGGAUAAAAUCUGCAUAAGAUGUAGUUCGAAACCAAUGGAUUGGAAACCAACUUUGUUAAUUCGGGCCAGAAUUUUGUUAUUUCAUCUGACAUCCCCUCAAACUUAUGCAUAAAACAGCCUUUAAAUGUGAUUCAUUUCCAAGGAAUGGGGAGUGUCAUAUGUGUAUUUUAGAGAUUUUUAGAAAAUAUUUGUUAAUUCCUUAUUCUGAAAUCUGAAAUUAGUGUUUAAAUGUCAUGAAAUCAAAGUUAUAUCAAAUUUCAGCUGUUCAUUUAUGAAAAGAUAUACCCCUCAUUAACCCACCUGCUACGAUAAGCAAUGAAUCAUGUAUAAAGGGAAUUAGGAUAUUAUAAGUAAUAUCAAACGAGUUAAUAUUGUUCCUGGCAUAAUUAGAGAGGACAUAUGUAUCAUGAAAUUUUGUCAUACCAUGGACCUACAAACAGAAGGACAUUCAUCGGUUAGUUAAUGAAUACCCUAAAAUGUUUCAUUUUCAUCUGACUAACAUUCUUUUUAUAUUAAAAUGUGCAGACAUACAUAUUACUUCACACAAUUUUUGUACAGCUUUUGAGACCAAGUUAUAUCAUGUGGCAUAUCAUGUGACCUUUCACAUGACAGUAUCUUGCUAAGAGUCCAUAUAAAUGGCUCAUAUACAUGUAUAUGAUUUGUGUGAAGGCUUGAUGGAAUCUGGUUUCAGUCAUGAAUUUCAUGAAAAGAUGUUAAUUAUUCUGAUUAGUUCAUGUUGGGUCAGUUAAAUUUGUUCAUGGCUAUGUACCGAGUUCAAUUAAAAAAAAAACACUAAGUAAUUAAUGUAAUUUUAUAAAACAAAAGAAAAUUAGACCUUUGGUAACUUUCAUAUUAGAAAGUUAUGAAAUGGUAAAAUGCUAAAAUGUCUACUGUUUAGAAAUUACAACGUCUCAAGCGAAAUUCAGGUUUGAUUUAAUUAUCAUGAUCAAUUCAGAUUUCUUUUUAGAAAAAAUACUAUCUGGAAUAUGUGUUCUAACUUUCAAUGCAAUGGCAUAUUUGGCAACCAAGAUUGGAAGUGGCCAUAUACUCUUCCUCAGAGGUGUUUUAAGAUUCAUGCUUGAAAUAUGAAAAAUAUGUGGAAAAUCCAGGAAAAGUAGAAUAAUAUUAAGCUGUAUUUAAGGCCCACAUUAUUGAAAGAGCAGUUAUGCAUUUAGCACUAAAAAUUCAUAUUACUGUUUGAUUGUUCAAAAUUAUGUUAUUGAUUAUUAAUAUUGGUUCAUGGAAAAUAGUUAAAAAUCAUGAUGACUUGAAAUUUAUGCAGGUAUUAUGGCAGUAUCUUUAUAUUCAAAUGACAAAAAAAUAUCAAUCCGAUCCCCAGUAUAUAUAUAUAGUUGUCGUGUUUGUAUGGUUUGGUGUAUACGUCUAUUUAUUAUAGCUAUGUCAUGAAACGUUUGGGCUGUUUUUGCUUGUUCGGGUUAUGAGGUCGUGGAUAAUUGUUUUAUUGAAAGGGGAGAGGGUGGGGUGGAUUAUUAUGCCUGUGGAAAAAAUUAUUUGAAAAUGUUGAGUUUAUUAUUUCUUUGUCCUUUUUUUUUAAAUCAAAUAAAUAGCUAUCUGGUAGUGCAUCAUGUAGAUUAUGAUAUGAAAGUGUAUUUUUAUUCAUGACAAUCAAGAGUGCAAAUCACAAGUUUAAUCCACUAAGUACAUGAUAUUUUAAGACUGCUCUUGAUUUAAUUAAUUGAAUCAGAUGUCAUAAUCUGCUCAAAUUGAUUGAAUGAACUAUUGAUUUUUACCUGUUAUGGAGUAAGAGAAUUCAAUUUGUUAUUAUAUAUUGGUAUUGCAUAAUAAGACUUAUUGUAUUUUUAUUCCCUUUGACAAAAAUGAAUGUUUUAGGCCAUUUUCACAAUUGCCUGAUUGUACCUGAUUUUACCAAUGUACAUGUAAGUUAUUGUUUAUAUUCAAAGAUGUAUGAAUUGAGUUAUAAGAGAUUAAAUUGAUUGUAAUCCUUGGUUCAAUUCAUGGGCAUUAUUUUUUGGUAAUGUCUCUGGAAAAAAAAUGUGAUUCUAGGUACAUCUUUUGAAAUGUUAGUCAUAUUUUGUAAUGGAAUGAAUGCAAGGCCGUAUAUGACAGAGACAUCACACUUGUGCCAAAUUUGAAUCCCCAUGGGUAUUAGUAUUUACAAAUUCUACCUUUUCAUAAUUUUCUUGUUUGUCCUGGGUUUUCUUUUAAUGUCACUUAUCAGAUUCUAUGAUUUUACGCUUUCUUUUAACAACAUCUUUAUAUUUUGGUUGGAUUCCCCCGCUCUCAAAUUCAAUAAAAGUGGUAUUAGUUGAAAUACACCACCACUUGAUUCACAGUACUGCAAUAAGCGUGUGUAAAAUCGAGUAUAUCUAAAGCCAAAGGCCUUUCUCUGGCUUCUCCCCUGUCAAAUAUACACACAUACACAAACAGGAAUGAAUGCAGGGGUAUUAAUUAAAUGAUUAUACAGAGAAUGUAAAGACCGAUUGAUGCUUAUGGAUAUAAAUAUUUUUAAACAAAAUUUGUGAAGCAGAAUUCUUGUUUCUGUCCAGGUAAUUUUCCAACGAUUUUGAUAUUUCAAAUAUUUUCAGAUUUACAAAAUUAAACAUCCAUGCUUUCAUAGCAAUCAAGUAACUUAAAUCAUAUUGAGGGAAUUAUUGAAGAGAAUAUGCCAAUUGAUGUUUCCAGAUAUUUUAUCUCUAUUAUCAAGGAAGUUAAUAAACAUAUAUGGAUUUGGAUUAUUGUUCUUGGUCCAACAUACUUCAUUUUGUGGGUUAAUCAAACGGAAUAUUCUGAUCUAAUUCUAUUCUCAGUAACUAUUGGUCGCAGUAUAUACUUGUAAUCCUGUUCAACAAGUAUGGAAUGUGUUGAGAACUUUGUUUACCUCCAUUUUUGUCCACAGUUUAAUAGUGAAAAUCUCUUUAAUGAUCUGUCAUGUCCUCAUUGCAGUGGAAGCAAAUUAUGUAUAUAUCUUUAAAUUUCUCCCCAAAUCAGAAGCCUUUUUGGUCACUCACUUCAGAGAAAAUGAAGAAAUAAUACAAGAAACUCUGUUUAACGGACUUGGUGGGCGUUUGGUCUGAUAUCGUAUUUCAUGUCUCAUUUUUAUGGCUCGUAUGAGACACGCUAACUUCGAAUUUUAAAACGAAAAAAAUUUGUUAUUUUAUUGCUACCUGCUGGUCAUGUUAUAAUAAUUGGCAGUGCCUUUAUACUUGUUUUGCUUUAUUUUUAGGGGUGGGGGUUAUUUUUUUAUUUGAUAGGCAUUGGCAUGUAUUCUGAAGUCUUAUUUAAGCCCGUGGUCUAAUUCUUUGCUCAAUUUAUAGGAAGCUGACAAUAUCCAAGUUUAUGCACUGUUUGUAUCUUCUAUUCUCUCUGCUCAUUUCUCAUGCUUUAAUGGUGAAGAAAACUAUUUCAGUUUCUAUUCCGAGCUGGUUGUGAAUUAUCCGCGUGUUAAAUAAGCUGAUAAAGUGAACCUGUACUAAGAUUUGUGUCACAGUUGGCUUUCCAUAGUUAAACCACAAUCAGACCAGAGUUCAAACUAACUCGAAUUCAGAAUACGGGCCAUGACGUCGACUGCCUGUCACUAAGAAUAAUAGGUCAAAGGGUUCAUAUAGGAGCGCCUUGAACAACUUAAUAAGGUGGAUAUGUGCACUAUACAAGCACCCUAUAGUUUGUUAUAAUUUGAAAUGAUUGAAUACACAUGUAUGUUAGCUUGAUUAUGUGGUUUUGUUAUUCAACUCAAAUUGUGAAAUAUUCAAUGACAUUAACGUUCAUGCUUGCACAUGUCGAUAGCAGCAUAGUGAGAUAUUGGACCUCCUCCUGUCAAAGAUAAUCAGGGUCCCGUCUUACAAAGAGUUACGAUUGAUCCGAUCAAUCGUAACUCCAUGGAAAUCCGUCAGUGUCAUAAUAUUUUCUACAGGAAAGUUUGCACAAUUUCCUUUGUAAACAAAGAGAAGCGCAGUGAAUUUUCAAGAAAACAAUGAAUGCAUGAAUAUACAUCAUAGCUAGAAAUAAUAUUUUGAACAAACGUGCAUAAUAGAUGUUGAUGUUGCUGGCCGUCCAUAGUUGUGAUUGAUCGGAUCAAUCGCAACUCUUUGUAAGACGGGGGCUGUAGGUGUUCAUGAAGCUGUUCAUAUGUGUACAAGCGACUUCGAGAAUGACUGAUGAUUCUUAGGCGCUAAUCAUUUACCACAAGAAUUGAGGAUCACCAGUCGUUCGUCAAAAGUCGCUCGUAACUUACAAACAACUUUGGUAAAUGGUAAUGGUCUUGAUUUUUUACCUGAUUGCUAACAAAGCACGAAUGCGUGUAAGACAAUGAAACACCCACGGGGGCCCCGUCUUACAAAGAGUUACAAUUGAUACGAUCAAUCGUAAUUCUAUGGAAAUCCAUCAGUGUCAUAGUUAUCUACGAAAAUUUGCACAAUAUCCUUUGUAUGCAAAGAGAAGCGCAGUGAAUUUUUAAGAAAACAAUGAAUGCAUGAAUAUACAUCACAGCUAGAAAAUAUUUUGAACAAAGUUGCAUAAUAGAUGUUGACAUUGCUGGCCAUCCAUAGUUGUGAUUGAUCGGAUCAAUCGUAACUCUUUGUAAGACGGGGCCCUGGUAUUUUACGUAUGAAUCAUGAUGGUGGAUAUCAGGAUUGUUCAUUUCAUUGUUUGUUUAUAGUAUUAUUAUCAGUCUAUAUUGUCUGAUUGGCAAUAUGCAAAGUUGUGUGUUACAAUAAGAUAUAUAUACACAGGCCACAAUGAUUUAAUAAAAUGAAUGAACCAAAUGAGA
Messenger RNA from Lytechinus pictus (painted urchin), 8026 nucleotides. Its product is annotated as putative lipid scramblase CLPTM1. NCBI's taxonomy places the organism in Eukaryota, Metazoa, Echinodermata, Echinoidea, Temnopleuroida, Toxopneustidae. Gene Ontology annotation, cellular component: membrane; endomembrane system. The transcript is spliced from 14 exons. The record is from RefSeq and is a predicted model, not a curated record. The coding region runs from base 46 to 1926 and encodes 626 amino acids.